Echinococcus granulosus is the source of this 1578-nucleotide messenger RNA. Its product is annotated as Cleft lip and palate transmembrane protein 1-like protein. The record is from RefSeq and is a predicted model, not a curated record. The transcript has 11 exons. Gene Ontology annotation, cellular component: membrane; endomembrane system. NCBI's taxonomy places the organism in Eukaryota, Metazoa, Platyhelminthes, Cestoda, Cyclophyllidea, Taeniidae. Bases 1 to 1578 code for a protein of 525 amino acids.
AUGGUUGGAAAAUUUUUGGACAAGACUUUGUUUGUAGCGGUUAUUGGAUACAUAGUCUACAAUGUGUAUACCUUUUAUGAGAUGUUUUCACCAUCCACUUGUAUUGACACGAAAUCGUGCGUUUUCCCUGCCUAUCCUGGCAAUGAGAUAAUAAUCAUUGAAGGUUGCUUCUCCGAAGGCAAAGGAUGCAUCUCCUCUCAUAAAUUCGCUAUUCCGCCAUUCGAUAGUCAUCAAGGUGUGAAAUGGACUGGUGAAGUCGAGGUUCCAACCACCAUUUUCAAAAAUGGUACUGCUACCUGUAACGUUCAAGUUCGAACCCACAAAAACGACAGCUUAUUUACGGGAGAUGUUAUGAUUACCACCCAUCGGGAACCUUCCCCAAAAUCUCGUAACUUGCUGUCUCCUCAGAAAAGCAGCGUAUCGGGGACAUUUAGGCCUACGGCUCAUUGGUUAUCCCACCUGGAAGUAUACAUUUUGAAGGAUACUGUUGCAUUUCCGAUGAAUGCUGUUCCACACGAACUGAUGCCAUAUUUCUACGUGUUUCGGAAAAAAUCGGAACUCCUAUAUCUUCCUCUCUUCCUCGUAGAUCCACAAUUGCAGCCGACAUAUUACUGGCUGGAAUUGCCCGAAAAUCCCACAAAAAGGCUCAAUUUUACGAUUGAAGUCAUCCCUCUUUCGAUAGGAAGAUUUCGCCUUAGAUGCAUGCUUGCACAGGCAGCAAAACAACUGAAAGUCAUGGGUAUCAAGGAUAAAGAUAUAGAUGAUAUACAGGGUAUUUUUACUGAAACUAAUCUUUAUCUCUUAUUGACUACGGUAGUUGUAUCAGUGUUUCACUUAUUUUUCGACUUCCUCGCAUUCAAAAAUGAUGUACAGUUUUGGAGAAACGCCGAAAACACGACUGGCAUAUCUAUUCGUACAAUUGUCUGGCGGUGCAUUAGCACGAGCAUAAUAUUCCUUUACCUAUACGAAGAGAAGAGCAGCUUACUCGUGGUAGUCCCCUCGGGCAUUUCAAUGGUCAUUGAGUUUUGGAAGCUCUGCCGCAUGACCAAGGUGUCCUUCAGUCUCCGUGGUGGUGUCUUUGUGGGUCAGCGCAGCAAAGAGGAGCAGGAGACCGAUGAGUUGGACGCAUAUUUUGUGUGGCGCUUAAUGUAUUUUAUGGUGCCUCUCUGUGUCGUCGGUGCUGUCUACUCCCUCCUCUACAUGCCGCAUCGAAGCUGGCGGUCGUGGAUUCUACAGACUGCUGUAAAUGGUGUCUAUGCAUUCGGUUUCCUUUUGAUGACUCCUCAAUUAUUUAUCAACUACAAGCUCAAAUCUGUAGCCAAUUUGCCAUGGCGUGCACUUACCUACAAGGCCUUCAACACUUUCAUUGAUGAUUUCUUUGCAUUCAUCAUCAAAAUGCCAACCGCACAUAGGGUAGCGUGCUUCCGGGAUGACGUUGUUUUUGUCAUCUACAUGUAUCAGCGAUGGCUGUAUCCGGUUGAUCAUACACGAGUAAGCGAGUUUGGGCAGCUCGAUGCCGAGAAGGGAUGCGAGAGGAACGUUGGGACGUCGUCGCUCAAAAAGUUAAAGACCGCCUAA